CCCUCACCGCUGCCGGUUCCGCGCGAGGCGCGCGCCGGACCGUUGGCGGAGCGGGUGCCGCGCGGGUGCCGGCGUCGCGGGCAGCAGGCACACAGUCAGAAAUUGCUGUUUUGUCAUGCGACUGUCAGGAAUCCUAGUUUUUCCGCAAGACUUACUACUGGAAUUUGCACAAACAAAGAAGGAUCUCUUUCCACGGUACUAGUCUCACCUUUGUGAGCACCUUAUGUCAUGGUAAGGAUCCGUUCAGCUAAGGCGAGUUGGACUCUGCUCCCUGUGGAGCCAUCAGAGUUAUCAGAAGAGCUUGCUGCCUGGCUGCGAAUAGCUCCUUCAGUCCUGGUGGCACAUUAUCUGGACAAUCUGAGAAUGCAUUGACUAUGUUAUACAUUAUUAUGAGGUUACAAGGCAAGAAAUAAAUUCUUGGAAAUGGCUCUACAAAAGAUAGACCUAAUCUUGGAAGGCUAGAACUUCUGUGCAGAGCAGCUGGAAUUACUUAAAUACUGGAACCACUGCUGGAUUUGGUUGCAUCCUCCAACAUGACCAAUCCUCAGCCUUCAGUAGAAGGUGGUGUUUCAGAAGUUGAGAUAAUUUCACAACAAGUGGAAGAAGAGACCAAAAGCAUUGCUCCUGUACAGCUUGUUAAUUUUGCUUAUCGAGAUCUACCUUUAGCUGCACUGGAUCUGUCUGUGGCUGGGUCCCAGCUUUUGUCAAAUUUGGAUGAGGAGUACCAAAGAGAAGGAUCUAACUGGCUAAAACCGUGCUGUGGGAGACGAGCAGCUGUGUGGCAGGUAUUUUUGCUCAGUGCAAGUCUCAACAGUUUCCUGGUAGCCUGUGUAGUAUUGGUGGUGAUUCUUCUGACUCUGGAACUCCUAAUAGAUAUAAAGCUUCUCCAGUUUUCAAGUGCUUCACAGUUUGCAGGAAUAAUUCACUGGAUCAGCCUAGUCAUCCUGUCUGUUUUCUUUUCAGAGACUAUUUUGAGAAUUGUGGUCCUUGGCAUAUGGGAUUACAUUGAAAACAAAAUAGAGGUGUUUGAUGGUGCUGUCAUAAUCUUGUCCUUGGCACCAAUGGUGGCCUCAACAGUGGCUAAUGGCCCCAGCAGCCCAUGGGAUGCUAUCAGCCUUAUUAUCACACUACGGAUAUGGAGAGUGAAGAGGAUCAUUGAUGCCUAUGUCCUUCCAGUGAAAGUGGAGAUGGAGAUGAUGAUUCAGCAAUAUGAGAAGGCAAAGGUUAUUCAAGAUGAGCAGCUGGAAAGACUAACCCAGAUCUGCCAAGAACAAGGGUUUGAAAUCAGGCAGCUGAGGGCCCACCUUGCUCAGCAGGAUUUGGACCUGGCUGCAGAGAGAGAAGCUGCGCUGCAGGUCCCGCAUGUACUGAACAAACAGAGCAGCAACAGGUACAAGGUGGUAGCAACUGAAGAUUCGGAUGAUGAAGCCACCGAGAACAUCACUGAGUUGCGACCUCCACGAGAGGAUGACAUGAAUAAUUACAUCAGACGAUACUACAAUGAGCCUAGCAGUGACAGCGGCGUCCCCGAGGCAGCCAUCUGCGUUGUCACCACCACUGCCAUCGACGUCCAUCGCCCCAACAUCUCCUCUGACCUCUUCACCGUGGAGGUGCCGAUGCGCCUGGGCAGCACCGGGACAUCUGCUAGCAUCACCUCACGCAGCGCCUCGCAGUCAACCGUCAGCUCCGGCACCCAGGCCUGCAGCGAGAGCAGCCAGACACUGGGCUCCUCCCCGGACUGCAGCACAGCCUGCAAGGACGCUGCGGAGGCCAGCACCGGCCUGCGGGCCGACCUGGCGCCCACCCGGCAGCGGGUGGCCCAUGCCAUGGUGCAGGAGCUGCUGUCAUCCCUGUCAGAAGAGGCCUGCCUGGCGCAGAAGGGGCUGGAUCCUGUCAACCUGAAGCUGCCCAGCCCAGCAGGCUCAGUGGGGGCCAGCCCUGGCCUGGGCCACCGGCUUGGCAUCUACAACCACAGGAACCAGGAGAGCCUUGACGUCUUCCAGCUCAAGCCACUCCUCGACUGCCCCCAGGGUGCCCCAACAAUCGACGAGAAAUAUGGGGCACUGGGGCCCCCAGAACCACAGCUGGGCAGGGUUCCUGAGGCAUAGCAACAGCUUGGGGAAACAGGGACACCUGUGGGGACAUGCUCACUGCACUGGGUCAUGAGGCUGCCACAGGCACAGUGGCAGUGCUGGAGACAACCCCUGCCAUCUCCUGCACUAACCACCAGCCUGGGACCGUGCCAGCAUCGACUCUGCCCACCAGUGCCUGUGGCACAUGGCAGACCUGCCCUGCCACCAGCUCUGGGCCAGCUGGGACCUAUGGUGUCCUCUGGGGCACAGUGGACCUUCCAGCAGUCUUAGGCCAAGCAUGGACCCGCAGUGGCUGGGGGGGACAGACAGACGA
Molecule: messenger RNA, 2406 nt
Organism: Harpia harpyja (harpy eagle)
Lineage: Eukaryota; Metazoa; Chordata; Aves; Accipitriformes; Accipitridae
Gene: TMEM266
Product: transmembrane protein 266
Exons: 14
Coding region: 534-2108 (524 amino acids)
Biological process (GO): transmembrane transport; monoatomic ion transport
Cellular component (GO): plasma membrane
Molecular function (GO): monoatomic ion channel activity; voltage-gated channel activity
Source: RefSeq, a predicted model, not a curated record